This is a messenger RNA of Dermacentor albipictus, 4245 nucleotides long. Its product is annotated as pyridoxine/pyridoxamine 5'-phosphate oxidase-like. The record is from RefSeq and is a predicted model, not a curated record. Gene Ontology annotation, biological process: pyridoxine biosynthetic process; pyridoxal 5'-phosphate biosynthetic process. Gene Ontology annotation, molecular function: pyridoxamine phosphate oxidase activity; FMN binding. NCBI's taxonomy places the organism in Eukaryota, Metazoa, Arthropoda, Arachnida, Ixodida, Ixodidae.
ACUAAACCAAAGUCAGCUGUAUUCAUGCUCGCCGCGCAUGCGGCCUGCUUCACAUCAUUGUUGCGUAGUUUGGGCGCGGCUAAUUAAGCCAUUAAAUUGCUUUUAAAACGCAUCCCAAGGUCGGAUCACGCGAUUAUGCAGGCGGCUUCAUAGGAUGCGAUUCCCUCGACUUCCGUUGAAGCAGCUGCUGAGAAUAUUUCAGAGGCGACCAGACCAACCGUCGAACAUGACGUCUGUGCAGCUCGCAGAUAUGAGGAAGCCGUACGUGUCAGGGACGCUUCUAGAAAAGGAUUUGCCCACCCGGGAUCCUAUCGAGCUGUUCGAGUCGUGGUUUAACGAAGUUAAAGAUGCGGGUUCCAUGUUCGAACCAAACGCUGUCACACUUGCCACGACUACAAAAUCAGGAUUGCCUUCAUCCCGAAUGGUUCUCUUGAAAGGCUUCGGAAAAGAUGGCUUCGUAUUCUUUACAAACUAUGAAAGCCGCAAGGGAAGAGAGCUGGAAGAAAAUCCAAAUGCAUGUUUGCUGUUUUACUGGGACAGGCACUACCGGCAGGUUCGCAUAGAAGGCACGGUUGAGAGGGUGUCUGAAGAGGUGUCCGAGCGCUACUUCCACAGCAGACCGCGUUUGACGCAGCUGGCUGCUGUUGCGUCCACACAAAGUGCACCUUUGGAAUCCCGGGCUGCUCUUGAGGCUAAGUUCAAAGCCUUGGAGGAGGAGUACAAGGAUUCAAGCAAGGAAAUUCCAAAGCCAUCUUGGUGGGGAGGUUACUGCCUGGUCCCAUCACGCAUGGAGUUCUGGCAGGGACACUCCUCACGUCUGCACGACCGCAUUGUAUUUCGAAAGGGCAGCCCAUCUGGGGUGGCACAACUGGCUGCGCCUGGCUGGGUUAUGGAGAGGCUUUACCCCUGAGUUUUGUCCGUGUUACUGCUUUUAUUUUCCUGUGUCUCACUUAGCUGUUUGUUCACCCCUUCUUUUGUUUUCCCUCACUCCAUCUGUUUUUUCAUAGCUGUGGUCACGGGUGCAAUCCAUAGCAAAAAUUGACAAAAGUAAUGCAGCUGUAAGCUUUCCCUGUUAGUCAGUUAAGCCGAUUUGCAGCUACAGUUAACACAAUAAGUUACUAAAGCCAAAUACUGGUGGCUGCAUGACUGAAAAAGUGUGAUAUAUACAGCACGGAUGCUUCCAUACUACAGUUUGGCCCAGCCACAUCAUUAUUAGAACAGUUCGCUCACAAUAAUUCAAUAUUCUGAAUAAUUCAAAUCGCUCUUAAAAUUUAGUUGGUCCACUGUACUUUGAAAACAAUUUGAAGCUGGUUAAUUCGAACAGCCCUUUCGGUUAAUUCGGUCAGUUCAAGUUGGUGGCUUUGCAGAGCAGAGAAACGUGGCCAGACACUCAGUUUCUCACUAGGUCAUGUUUGUGGCUAACUUUCAUAUAGUACCUCAAAAACAGGAGUAUAAGUAUCAGUUCAGUUUAUUGGCCUUGUUUAUUGCCAGUGGCGUGCUGUUAUAUGACAUUAGUAUUUCUUACCUGUGGUGCAUCAGUUGUCAGAAUGUUGGGUAAUUCAAGGCUCAUUCGAACUGGAUUAAUUUAACGUUUAAUAGUAUUGAACUGAACACUCGCAAGCUGGGGUGAUGUAUUUUUGUUUAUGACGUUAGCAUAAAGGACAGUACACAAAAAGAGAACAGAGCGGGACAGUGACUUGUCUUUCAUUGUUUCUUUCUGUGCAGUCUCUUGCGUUAGUCCUAAUUAUGAAAGUGUUCAUUUAGAUAUAGAAUUAGGCACUAGUUAAACCACAGCCUGAAUAUAGAUGCUGAAAUGCGCCAUCGUAGGGCUAUUGCAGCACACAUAGUAUGACCACCAGCCUUCUGUUCUGUGCAUACAGUAGUGCUAUGAUUCCAGGUGGUAGCUGGGAAGAAGCCAUAAUUGCUAGAUGGCAACCUGCUUUUUGUUAUUGUUUAUCUGAUUGUGGUGUGGCUGUUAGAGUAAUAACACUAUUAUAUAUCAAAUAAUGGUUUGUAUAGCUUGAGCCUUUGAACAAGAGAUACAUUUCUGAUGACAAACAGAAACUUUCUUUUUAUUGCUUAGGCGGGAAAGCCACUGACAAUGGGGAAGGAGUAGUGCAAUUUCUCAUUAAGCUUAUGAUAUUUUCUGAAUGACUUUGUCCCAUGUGCACACUAUAUUUGUGCUCUAUAUUUUCGGGACCAUGUUACCAUAUGCCCCAGGUUACUACUUUUUAAUCAAAUUCUUGUUAGCACUUCUUGCUCACUUCUUAACACAUUGACAUGCGAGUUUUAAGUUAAUUGCUUUCAUAUUUAGGUUAAGAAAAUACAGUCAAAGGCUAUUUGUAGAGCAGCUCAAACAUGGAAGUUUUGUAAAUAUAUAUUUUGACUUCUGCUGCCCUGUUUUCUCUCAGGCACCAGUAUUGCAGUUACCAUUCUCUGUCAGUAAGUUUAAAUGCAUGCCUACCGCAAUUCCACCAUGAUUACUAUACUUUCUGUCUAGUAGACGGCCUACACACAAGCCUAUUAGAUUCCAUGUUGACUUUUUGUGGUGGCAUCAUGUUUCUAACACAGUCAGAUUUCAACAGUCAUGCACAGGGGAUGAUAGGGUUGAUUGCUAGCUCCUAUACCAUAUUAUGUGUAUUUGUACUACAGCGAUCGAGUGACUGGUGAUGCAAUGACACAUCUGUACUCUGACACAUCUGUCUAUACUCAAGUGCAAUGACCUUUGUACUUGUUUGUGCCUCCUGCCUGCAUGAAGGCCACAUUGUAAAACAUAACUGUGCUUCCAAUAAUAGGGCUUCCAACUUUUACUGAUGCUAGUAACGAGAACCGCAGCAAAUGCUUAUUUGUCUUUUUUUUUAAAUCAAGAAAGCUGUGUCUGUUGUGCAAAGCAUGACUGAACCUGGUGAAAUAAUUAUAGGUUGUGGCAUGUGACUUUGAGGGGUACAUUGAGUAAUGCGAGGCCUGAUUUUCGUGAGCUCAAGUAUUGAAUGAGUAUGUAGAAAUGGCUGGGCCCACUGUCCCAGGCUGUCACAUAGUCCUCUGCUUACAAGCUGUGCCGACUUUGAGGCCAUCACAUUAGAUAAGAACUGAGGGAAAUCUUUAAUAUCACGACCUUAUUUGUCUUUGAGGCAAAAUGAAUGUUUCUGGUUGAUUGGUGGGUCCUAACAUCUGAAAGUAUAAGCAAGGUGCCAUUGUGGGAGGCUCUGGAAUAAUUUUGACCACCUGGAAUUUUUUAAUAUACUUUCAAAGCACAAGACAGCCUUCAAAAAAAUUUUUUUAAUAUCGCAUGCACUCUCGCACAUGCUUUGGCAAUGUACCGUGUUACCUGAGGGCCCUCUCUCCAGUGAGCCCGAAUGGGAAGAAGCCCUCAAAAGCCCGGACCUCAAACUCCAACUCAAGGCCAUCCAGAGGGCCCAAGAACUGGCGGAGCGUCACCAAGUUCCCAUCCCGACUUGGGUGUCGCCUACGGUUUCGGCCCAAGGAGCUCCCCGCGUGCGAUCUCCAACGGCUUAGACCCCUCAGGUCCUCAAUGAAGUUCUUGACUGACUGAUAAUAUCGCAUGAGCAGCCACCGCAGAGCACGUCACUGGCUUUGUAGGAGUAAGGAUUACUCUUCAAGCAAACAGGCCAGCAGAUGGCAGUCGAACUGGAAAUCGCCUUGCAUGCUCACACAUACUGUCGCUGAUUUUGCCACCCUUAGUCGCUACAAGGCCGGUGACAUGCCACACAGUCGACACUCAGGUGAUACUAUAUUUUUGGGUGGCUGUAUAUAAGUGUUUCUGCAGUCCUCUCACAUCGCAAUGUGGCCACUUUGGUCAUAUCACGAAUCAGUAACCUUGCGCUCAGCAGCAGGACGCCAUAGCCUUUGAGCCCAAAUGUGAUGCACUCUUUAUUAUUUCAGUUGCAUGAUGUCAAGAUGGCAUCGCUAAACUUGCGUAGUCAGUACCACUCAUGGCAGUAAGUCGUUCUUGCAUUGAAUUCUGUGCUGUGAGGAUUGGGUGAUCUUAGUGCGGACUUAUUUCUGAUUUAUCCAGUUCUGUGCCACUGUUUCCCUGUGCGAUUUCUCAGACACAUGCUUGUUGUGUUGUGAACAUUUGAAGUAUACAGUGGAAGGGUCGUAGUCAUUAUAUAUAGCUUUAAGGACUUGUCUCUCUUUUUUUUUUUUUCUCACAAUGCACAUGGAUGCAUCAUCACUGUUUUAUGGCAGGCAUUCUUGGAAGUAAAAGGAUUUGUUUGCUAUGCA